GAUUAUCUACUUUAAAAGCUUACAAAUAUAUUCAAAAAGUGUUGCAAAAAUGAAUUUUCAUUGUCAAUGCGUCCUGGUUCAUUAUAUCGUGCUUAUAGCCUUAAAAGACAUUUAUGUGUGGUCUCAAAACAUGACAUAUGAAAACAAUGGAUUUCAUCAAUCAUCUGGAAUAUGUCAACUGUAUACCGGAACGAUUUGUCAAGACUUUUUGAAAAAUGCUCACGUUUUUAUAGAUCCAAAUGUGACCAUUAAUGACUUAGAGGAACGAUUAAAAGCCGCAUAUGGAGUGAUCAAGGAAUCAAAGGAUAUGAAUUCAAAUUGUCGAAAAUAUGCGUUACCGAGCCUAUGCUUCAGUGCACUGCCGAUUUGUAGAACUCCCGAACGGACUAAUUUACUGUAUUUUGCCAAUGUCGCUAUGAUAACCAACAAAUACAAUGGAAAUAGUACGCGAAAAAGAAGAUUCGUUUCAAAAGACACAAAGACUAUGCAUCUGUUUCAUAAAAAAAAAUCAGUUUACUUUAACGAUGUAUUCACCACGGAUGUAUCAAGCAAAUAUCCACCGACCAGAGAGUCUGAAAAUUUAAAACGCAUUUGUCGUGAAGAAUGUGAGCUAUUGGAAAAUGAGCUUUGCCAAAAGGAAUACGCCAUUGCGAAAAGGCAUCCUGUAAUUGGUUUGGUCGGAGUUGAGGAUUGCGAAAAAAUUCCACAGCACAAGGAUUGCUCAACAUUAGGCAUAACAAUUGAGGUAGAUGAAACCGAAGACUGUUAUUGGGAAGAUGGCUCAAGUUACAGAGGAGUUCAGAACGUCAGUUCAUCGGGAAAAUCAUGCUUAAGAUGGUCUUGGUUAAUGAAGGAAAUUUCCGACUUUCCAGAACUUAUCGGACAGAAUUAUUGCAGAAACCCAGGAAGCGCUGAGAAGAGCCCAUGGUGUUUUGUUGAUGACAGAUCAUUAGAUCGAAACAUCGAGCCUUGCGGCAUUCCCAAAUGUGUAGACAAAAUCUGGCUAAGCAUUAUUUCCAUAUUAGGAUUGACGGCUUUAUUUGUCAUUGUCAUAUUUUUGAUGGUUCUGUUUAGAAGAAAAAGUUCUCGUGGCAUGAAAAAUAUACAAAAUAUAAACACACCGAAUGCUGGAAAUAAUAUAUAUGGAAAUUCACAAUCAAACACAAACCAAGAUGCCGGCGGUAGAGUGAUAUUGAAUAGUUCCAUGGAACAUGUGGGCAUGCCAUCUAAAAAUAUUGAAAAAAAUGGACUACUAAGAAUACCACACUUUACAUUACAAGAUGUAGAAUUCUUUGAAGAAUUAGGCGAAGGAGCAUUUGGCAAGGUGUAUAAGGGACAACUAACACAAACAAAUAAGAAAGUUGUAAAUGUCGCCAUCAAGGCUUUAAAAGAAAAUGCAUCUGUGAAAACCCAACAAGAUUUCAGACGUGAGAUCGAACUAAUAUCAGACCUCAAGCACCAAAACAUUGUUUGCAUACUGGGAGUUAUUUUAAACAAGGAGCCAUUUUGUAUGCUUUUCGAAUAUAUGGCUAAUGGUGACUUACAUGAGUUUCUAAUCUCAAACUCGCCGGUUGAGAAGAAAUCAUUGCUACAAUUGGAAUUUCUGCAAAUAGCAAUGCAGAUCAGUGAAGGAAUGGAGUACUUAUCAGGACAUCACUAUGUUCAUCGUGAUUUAGCAGCGCGAAACUGUUUGGUCAACGAAGGGUUAAUUGUGAAAAUUUCCGAUUUCGGAUUGUCGAGGGAUAUAUACAGUUCCGACUAUUAUAGAGUCCAAUCGAAAUCUUUACUUCCUGUUCGCUGGAUGCCCUCCGAGUCCAUACUUUAUGGAAAAUUUACCACUGAAAGUGAUAUUUGGUCAUUUGGAGUUGUCCUUUGGGAAAUCUAUAGUUAUGGCAUGCAGCCGUACUAUGGAUACAGCAAUCCGGAGGUGAUACAUCUAAUAAGAUCCCGCCAAUUACUCUCCUGUCCAGAAAAUUGUCCAACUGCGGUGUAUUCAUUAAUGAUUGAAUGUUGGCAUGAGCAAGCCGUGAAGCGUCCCACAUUUGCAGAUAUAUCACAUAGAUUAAAGACUUGGUAUGAAGGCCAUAUUAAAAUCAGCAAUCAAACUCCUAAAUAAUCAUAGAAGCAUAUAUAACACGUACAUACUUGUAUAAGAAAUAAAUAAUAAUUUCAACUAUUUUA
This is a messenger RNA of Drosophila grimshawi, 2181 nucleotides long. It is a transcript of the gene Ror, whose product is annotated as tyrosine-protein kinase transmembrane receptor Ror. Gene Ontology annotation, biological process: positive regulation of kinase activity; multicellular organism development; cell surface receptor protein tyrosine kinase signaling pathway. The record is from RefSeq and is a predicted model, not a curated record. Gene Ontology annotation, cellular component: signaling receptor complex; membrane. Bases 50 to 2116 code for a protein of 688 amino acids. Lineage: Eukaryota; Metazoa; Arthropoda; Insecta; Diptera; Drosophilidae. The transcript has 8 exons. Gene Ontology annotation, molecular function: transmembrane receptor protein tyrosine kinase activity; protein binding; ATP binding.